UUUAUGGGGUUUCAUGAAUAUUACAUGUAUUAUGACGACAAGGAACGUGUUUUUAAUUUUGCCGAGGAUACAAAAGAGAAACAAUAUCAAAACAACAUCGAUGAUUCGAAUUGUUGUUUCUUGUGUGUUCGUGUAGUUUGUUAAGAAUUUCUUAACAUAUGAACUAUAGUAUACGUAGUAAUCUCGAGAUGGGAUCUCCUUUCAACAGAGGCUGAUUAAUAAUGACAAAAUUAAUAUACCUUUUAUUAUUUAAGAACUUAGUCGACAUGGAGAAAGAGACCGCAUGCGCCUUGAACUCACUAACUGGUGAACUGGCUGGGAUAUAUUACUCACUCGCAGAUUUGGACAAGGCUACAAAAGAACAAUUGAUAACUGACCACUAUCUCUAUAGACACGAUGACGAAACGUUGAGAGAUGCUGGCCUUUAUAAAUUCUGGGACAAAGGAAGGGGCAUCUUCUUUAAUGAAGCUAAAACAUUCAUAUGUUGGGUGAACGAAGAGGACCAUAUACGAUUAAUCUCCAUGGAGACAGGAGGUGAUAUAGCGUCCGUAUAUUUACGCCUUGUAAAGGUUAUUCGAGAGAUGGAAAAAAGGCUGACCUUUGCUAAGAAAGAAGGUUACGGAUUUUUAACUUUCUGUUCAACAAAUCUAGGAACAACAUUGCGUGCUAGUGUUCUAAUGGCAAUUCCGAACGUUUGUAAACAACCCAACUUCUUGGACGUCCUAAAAAAGUACAACAUACAAGCAAGAGGCACCUGGGGAUUCGGUUCUGCGAAUGUGGAUGAUAUAUACGACUUGUCUAAUAAGCGCCGACUCGGUCUAACAGAAUUCUCGGCUGUAACAGAAAUGUUGCGCGGCGUUCGUGCUAUCAAAGAAUGGGAAGAGGAACUUGCUAGCAUGAACAAAAAAGACAAAUAGAUUACUUAUAAAUACUUUAUUAAACCAAACAAUAAAUUAUAAUACAAAUUUUACAAUUUCCUUAAAGGUAUGUGUCUUCAUCUUAAUACAACUGCAACUGCUACUAUACACUAUC
This is a messenger RNA of Ruditapes philippinarum (Manila clam), 1032 nucleotides long. Its product is annotated as arginine kinase-like. The transcript has 4 exons. Bases 222 to 917 code for a protein of 231 amino acids. Gene Ontology annotation, molecular function: creatine kinase activity. Lineage: Eukaryota; Metazoa; Mollusca; Bivalvia; Venerida; Veneridae. The record is from RefSeq and is a predicted model, not a curated record. Gene Ontology annotation, biological process: phosphocreatine biosynthetic process.